GCACUCUGAGCCAUUUACCAAUCUGCAAGCCGUCCAGCAGCUGGCACGCGCCUCCACCGCAGAGUUACAUCACAUCUCCACCCCGCUUUGCUUUGAGCCCUCCGCCCUUUCCACCGCGCGCAUAUGCUGACGCGGGGGAUGAAGCUCUUUCGUUUAGCUGUCCUAGCAUGCCUCCUUGCAGCGCCGCUAUCGACGUCCGAAGUGCUGGUCGUGCCUGAGGCCGCUUUUAGCGGCUCGCUCGCGCGUUCGGGAAGCGAUGGCAUCACCCGACAGAUGUAUGAGCUUGGUCUUGAUAUCGAUGGCAAGCCGGCCCAUCCGGCUGCAACCAUUGUGAGCGGCGACGACUCGUCGCUCGAUGGCAUCGCUCUGAGCCGCGCGACGACAGGUGGUCUGCUUAUUGUGGUUGGAAGCCCUGCCAACCUUCAUAAAACCAUUGGGGCGGCCUUUGAUGUCGGCUCGGAUGGUCGCCGCUGCGACUCUACGUCCAACGGUGGCUCGGUCACCCACGGCAGCAGGCCGAGGCUGCACGCUGCCGCCGCUACGCUCUUCGGCUCCGAGGACGCUCUGGAUGCGGAGUGGCCCCAGACACUCGAGGCGGUCGCGGUCACGCACUCCAUUGCCGCAUGCAACGUCGGCGGCGCCGUGACGCAGGUCCCGCUUUACUUCUCGCCCAGCGAUGGAAGCAUCGUGGCGGUGGCCUUCACCUCCGCCUCCCCCCGCAAGCGCACCGUGGUGUGGCUCGGCUACGACUGGGCGGCUGGGCCUCAGACGGCCUGGGGUGCCGUGCUGGCCAAACUCAUCGACACGCACGCCCUGCUGACCGCCACCUCCUCGGCGGCCGCUGCCUCCCUGUCCUCCGCAUCCUCCGCCACUGCCGGAGAGCCCAAGGUCGUGCACAUCACCACCACUUCCUCGUCCGCCGCCGCCUCCAACACCGGCUGCGGUAGCGGAACCUGUUCCCACAGCCACCUAGUCAUGGCCACCCUGGCCGCUGCCGCUUCGUCUUCCGCCGCAUCCGCCUCUGCCGCUUCGUCUUCAGCCUCUACCCUUGCGCACACCGGCGGCUCCGAGACCGAGUUCGCGGCUGAUGCAGCCAAGGAUGGUGAUGACGCUGCCGCGGAGCCCGUGUUGGUGGAUGACGCAGCCAUGGAUGCCGCCCUGGACUCCAUGCCGGAUGCUGUCAGCGAUCUGUCAGACGGCGUCAGCGAAGUGGUCCGCCGCAUGAUGGCGGCCACAACCGGCGCCGGCACGUACCCGGCCCCGCCCUCCCCGGAGCCCGCCUCCCCGGCGCCCCCCUCCCCGGCGCCCCUGACGCCCGCGCCGCCCUCCCCUCGGCCGCCCAAGCCCCGGAAGUCCCCGCCCUCGCCCCCCACCACGCCGCCCCCCCUGGCGCCCCCCUCGCCUCCCUCGCCGCCCGCCCCGCCCUCGCCGCCGCCCCCGCUGCCCCCCGGGCUUGCUGCCGAGGUCCAGGGUUACAACUCCGACACGAGCGCCCCGCCGGGCUUCAACAUCAGCGACACACUGUCGGUGCAGAACUUCAGCCGCGACUUCUGUGAGAAUGUCACCAGGGCCCUGGACCCGCGCCCGGAUGAGUGUGUGGUGUUCGACAUCAAGAGCCACGGCGGCGCCACGCAUCACCACCGCCUGCUGAGCGAGGCGGGCGCGCUGCGUGUGUGGGGCCCCGAGGACCUGGCAGCGGAGCACCCGGCCCUGGCCGCCGCCGGCAUGAGCCGCCUGGUGCACCUGCGCACCUACAGCGUGGGCGAGGCGGAGCUGGCGGCGGUGCGCGCCUGGGACCUGUCCGUGUCGCUCCCCGUCACCGCCCUGCCCUCCUCGGUGGGCGGCCGCCGCAGCCUGCAGCAAAGCACCCAGACCAUCACCCUCGCCUUCGUGGUCAUCUACCUAGUGGAGGUGCCCCUGCCGCCCUCGCCGCCGCCGCGGGCGCCCAACCCGCCCGGCGUCAUGGAGCCGCCCUCGCCGCCGCCCUCGCCGCCCGCCGCGCCGCCGCACCCGCCGCGCUCGCCUCCGCGGCCUCCCGUCAACCUCACCGCUCUUGCCUCAGCCGUGGGCGCCAGCGCAGUGUACCAGGUCUUCCCGCCGCCGCCCUCGCCGCCCUCACCGCCCUCGCCCAUGCCACCCAGCCCGCCGCCCUCACCGCACCCGCCGCCGCUGCCGCUGGCGGACCGCAUCACGUCCGUCCGUUUCUCCCGCAUGGAGGCCGCGGGCGCGCUUGGCAGCAACAAGCGUGUGGUGUGGUGGACCGACGGUGACUUUGAGUCCCAGCGCAAGGCCGUGUGGAACAGCCCGCUCAACCUGGUGUGGCGCGGCAAGGCCGCCUGCGGCAAGUGCGGCGCCUGCGGCCGCGCCUGGAAGCCGCGCGGCGACAAGUUCUCGGUGCAGCUGUUUUUCCGCGAGCCGGUGCAGCUUGAUGAGAUCCGCAUCCGCCAAGUGUGGCAUGCCGGCGUCACGGAGGUGCGGCUGUUGGCUUGGCCGGCCGUGGACGCCGUGAACCGCGUCUCCGACGUCUUCCUGGGCGAGCCGGUGCUGCGCCAGACCGCCGACAACACCACCUGCAACACCUGGCUCACGGUAGCCAUCCCGCAGGAGCGCGCCGGCACCAACCAGACCGUGCGGCCCAUCGGCUCACAGGACGCCAUUCCGCCGAAACUGCGCAGCAGCACUGUGGGCGGCGUGGUGAUCACCACACGCACGGCGGCCACGGUUCGUGCCGGCACCUGGAUCGACGCCGUGGAUUUCAGCGGGCGUGUGCUCUAUCCCAACGACCCGGCUGCGUAUGCCGCGUAUGCGCCGGGCACGGGUGGCGGUGCGACCAUUGGGCGCCGGCGGUAGUAACGCCUCUGGGCGUGGCAGGGUGCCUUGCAGUGCAGCAUGGGAGGGGUAUGUUCUUGGGUGCUGCGAGUGCCGGUGUACCUGGUUUGGAUUCACCACGACACGGCAGGCACUUGUAACGUGGGUUUGGCUGGAUCGGUAGGCGCCAAGUGCCUGUGGGCAUUUGGAUGCGUGUGUGGUGUGUGCGCUUUGCCAUGCUGUGAUUGCUGUUUGUCGUGACGUGCGAUGUUGGCAGUUUAAACUGACGUUCUAACUUUCCAGCAGAGCUAAUAGCGCGCAACCGUUGGUUCAGUGGUGAUGCUGCGAAUGGAGCAGCAGCUGACACUAUGGGGCAAUGACGGCGCGCACGUGUGUGAGAGCCCUUUGGCAUGCUAAAUUACUUAUGUACCUCAAGCAUAGAAACGAUCAAGGCCAGGAUGAAGAAGACUGGUCCAUCCAUUCUGGUAUUCCAUUCCAUUGAUUUGCAAAUAAUUUGAGAUAAGACUUGCUUAGCCAUGACACACGCAGGCAGCUGGGUAAGCGGUGCGACAGGUUGUGGCUUUGGUUGGGGAGGGGCCGGGUGCCAGCCAGUGCAGGCUUUGACAAUGCGGGACUGGGGCGUUGCGUUGCACGCACAGCCUCGGCUGGAAGUGGAGUGUGUCGAGGGUUCCUGAUGCAGUAUCUCCCUAUCUGUGAACUCACGAUCACUUGGAAGCAUUCCGUGCCGUGCCUGGAAUCGUGCUACCGAAGAUGCUUUAAGGAACAUAAUGCGCACGGUGCUAAAGCAUGGGCGGGGGCGGGGGAAGUUCGUUGCCGUAGCUCCUAGGCAGGAGGACAUGCUAGCAGGGGCGGGGGUGAUGAGCUUUCGAUUCAUCAUGCAAGCAUGAUACUGAUGAUUUGGCUUAAUGACUCAGCAUUGGCAUUCAUUGCGGCUUUGUGGGCUAGGAUAUGGCCUCGAGGCCUGAUUGGCAUUUGGCACCCCACUUGCGGUCCCCCUUCCCUGUGCACGCUGGGGCCCGGCCCCUUUGGUUCUUCGCGUCAUGUGAAGCCGGCGCUCCAGUAAGCAGGGGAGGUGCUGAUAAGGUUAGGGGGCAAGGUGUGUGGAUGGCCCAUAGCCUUGCAGCGGAACGUGAUUCGUCAUGCCCGUGGAGGGCACUGUAAGCAUAUGCGACGGGACAGUGUCAAGGCACUGUAAGGAUAGCGGACGUGCACUAGUGGUGGGUGUGCAGCACUAGCAGCGCUGGGCCUGAGGCCGUGAGAGUCACAAGCCCUGACAGGCCUCACCCAACAACACGCGUUCCGGGUAAUUGGGUAUCUCGGUCGCAGUUCGCCCAGUUGCAAUUGGUCCGCUAACAAGUUAUUCAAUCAGGUACCUGCGUGAUGUUCAAUCUCACCAGGUUCUCUCGUUUCAUUCAAACCCACCAGCCCUGGUAUUCCAGGUAUCUUUGGGGGGGCUUUGAAGCAAGCAGAAGGGGCGCGGAGAGAGGGAAAGAAGGGCGGAAGGAGGGGGAGGUUGCAUCCGAGGUGCCAGGAGGCGCCAAAGUAAUAGAGGAAGCAGAGCACGUGGGAGCACAGGCGCAGAGGCAGCCAGAGGAAAGGGGAAGGGAGGAGAGGGACGCAUAUGACGGAGGAAGCUAUGCAGGCCAUGUGCAAGUCUACUAAAAGCCAGGG
This is a messenger RNA of Chlamydomonas reinhardtii, 4500 nucleotides long. RefSeq lists its product as uncharacterized. Lineage: Eukaryota; Viridiplantae; Chlorophyta; Chlorophyceae; Chlamydomonadales; Chlamydomonadaceae. The transcript is spliced from 7 exons. The record is from RefSeq and is a predicted model, not a curated record. The coding region runs from base 274 to 2850 and encodes 858 amino acids. Gene Ontology annotation, cellular component: membrane.